GUGUGUAGCUCUGGUCAGUGUACUGUAAACGACUCCUCCAGCUCUACCGCGGCAGCAGCGGCGGUUCCAAAGGCUUGUUUUACUCCAUUUUAAGCGAAAAAAGAAAUGAGCUAGAAGACUCGAGCAUGCCUAGUUACAUAGUUUAGCUAGUUUUGUGCUCGUCUGCGUUGUCUACAGGAGCCCUGCGGACCAUAUAUUGCAAAAAGAAGCAGUUUGUUGCUUUCGGCUGUCGUCGGAUUUGACCUGCUUCCAUCUAAAUCAGCAGUGUGCCUUUUCCAAAUGACUGAGACGCAGUGAAGCAGAAAAACUCCAUCCAAGUACAUUCAGUACUGUUGUGGAUUCGGAUCUAGUUGCAGGAAUCUCCAAGAUAGAAGAGGUUUGUCGCGUUCGAUUCUGAGGCUGGGACUGAUCUGCGGGAUAUUUUGCAAAUGACCAUUUUCUGUUUAACUACUGACGUCCUGAACAGGAUUUGCGGUCCGUCAAUGAGGAACUACAGGCUCAUCUUUUGCCAUAACCUGAAGCAGCCAUAGAUGGUCUAUCAAUUUACUGCUAGUGAGUAGAGCAGAGGAUACAAUAAACAUCUGGAUUUUAAAAUUAAAACCUGAGCAACUGAAGUGGUGCGGCUGUGGAAGCGAUGAGGAAGAGCCUCUCUCGUACCCUGAGUGAGUCCCUAAACACAGCCAGGGUGUUCGGUAUUCCUCUGGAGGAGGUGCAGCAGAGCGGGCAGCCGGGUCAGGAGGUUCCCCUGUUAGUUAGGACCAUCGUGGAAUACAUUGAAGAGCAUGGGGGCUUGGGACUUGAAGGUCUGUUCCUGGUGAACGGAAAUGCAGAGCAUGUUGAAUGGCUGCGGCAGCGCUAUGACAGUGGUGAGGAGGUGAAUUUGGCAAAGGAGGCAGAUCUGGCCUCAGCCGUCAGCCUACUGCGCCUCUUCCUGCAGGAGCUUCCAGAGCCCAUCAUUCCUGCAGACCUACAAACACACAUACUGCACCUUUAUCAAGAAGACAGCGGCGAAAACGAGUUGGUGGGAAACAUGAAAUAUGUCUUGCAGCAGCUCCCCCAGGUGAACUACAGCUUGCUGCGCUUUCUCUGCCGCUUCCUCGCUAACGUGGCUUCUCUUCAGGUGGAGAGCUGGAGCAUCGGCGCCCUCGCUGCCGUCUUUGGUCCCGACAUCUUUCACUUAGAUACAGAUGUGGAGGAGCUGAGGGAGCAGGAGUCAGUCAGCCGCAUUCUGGCUGAGCUGCUUGAGAACUGGGAGGACUUUUUUGACACCGAGGAUGAUCUUUCCACUAGUAAUGACUACAGCUCCAUUAACGAACAGAUCACUGAGCUCCUGGAGGACGAGAAGAUAGAAGCGUGUGAGGAGCUCCUGCAGGAUGGCGAGGACGGUCCUUCUUCCCUUUCCGCCAAACAUUCAAACGUCACCCCUUCUUCUAGAGAAAAGUUCGAGUCACUUCAACAACCUUCUGCGUGCACAGCGACGUCUUGGUUUGUGCGAGUGACAGAAUUCUUCCGCAGACGUUGUGGAAAUCUAAAAAGCUUGCAUAUCACUUCUAUCAGCAUUCUUCCAAGAACUGCAGGUAUCCUCCGGAGAUCCAUCCAGCAAUUUCUGGACCUACAAAGCUCCAUAGACCAAGAUCUCAGCAGCUAUGAAAGCCAAGAGUCAUCCUGCCAAGCUGGCCUGGGGGACCAUACAAGUGAGAAGACUGUAGGUGCAGAGUCUCGUGGAAGAGAAGAGAGGGCUGAUGCUGGAUCGACCUCUGGUGCAGAUCCCGACCAACAUGCAGAAGAUGAAGAGGCAUUUCAAGGUUCCCCACUUAGUGGCCUUGUGCCAGAGCAGAAUCUCAAAAUGGACCUUGACAACGAGGCUCUCGUAGAUGCCGAGAACAAUAUUAACACAACUCCAAGGAUACAAAUGUACCUUGAAUGCGAGCUCAUGGAAGAGACUGAUGUUGCCACCUCUGAUUCUGCUGCAGAUGUGUGUGAUCUGAAUGCCAACACAGAAAGCAGAGAGCAGCCCAACCUGAAUUCUCAUCAAGUUCAAGCCUACUCUGUCCUCCAUGACCGAGAACAAGAAGCCUCAUGCCCCUACAAUUUCCCCUGCAUAGACUUCACAUGUAUGCACUUGCAGACUGAAGGGCAUGAUCCCAUUCCAGUGUUCAUGUCAUGGCAGGAGGAGAGUGAAUCUGGAGAAGCACAGUUGUCUCCACUGGCAGGACGCAUGUUGCCACUGCCUCUAGGGGAAGAUGCACAGCCCUUACUGGCACGUCACUUCCUGGAUUUCGGUCACAGUCAGCGCUUCCUGCAGCAGGAUUCCGAUGCCACGUCUUCAAAUAAAGCACUGUCCUGUGGAAGGUCCCGCCGGGCCUCCUUCAGCUCCAAGGAAAGUACAAAGGGGGACAGUGUCUGUCAGCAGCUCACCAAGAAACUCCAGAACAUCAAGAAAAAAAUUAAGCAGUUUGAAGAACAGUUUGAAAAAGACAAGAACUACACGCCAUCUCAUGCUGACAAGGCAGCUAAUCCCAAAGUCCUGAAGUGGAUGACCGACCUCACCAGGAUCCGUAAACAGCUUAAAGCAGGACGACAGCACCUCUUACCCAAAGCUUCCUUGAGGCACCAGGCAGUGCUUCACUUUCACAGACGCCACUCGUCCGCUCUGAACACACCUUAUUUUACACAGUCACGCCCCCUCACUGUCUCUAGACAGACACCCCACUUCUAUGCCAAACACAAGGCAGAGAGUGAACUGACCCCACAGACGCGCCCACGCAGCAACACACUGCCUAAGAGCUUUGGCUCUACAUUAGAACACUCAAGUUCUAGAGGCCUUGCUGAGAGAGAUGGUGAGGGACGGGGAUGCCGGCCCACCCAUGAAGAGACGCUGCAGCUCAUUGAGCAACAUCUACGAACCAAGCGAGAGGAGGACGGCUGGCCCGAGGACAUCAGAAAAAUGACCAAGGAGCAGCUCGCCUGUGAGAAGACAGUGCUGCAAAAGAACUUAUUGUAUUACGAGGGACUGCAUGGUCGUCCUGUCACGCGUGAAGAACGAUUGAUUGUAAAACCACUGUAUGACCGAUACCGGCUGGUGAAACAGAUGCUAACCCGUGCCAGCAUCACUCCCAUUAUUGCCUCGCCCUCAAGCAAGAGACGCAAUCAGACCCUGCAGCCCAUCAUCGAGGGCGAGACUGCACAUUUCUGUGAUGAGAUCAAAGAGGAAGAGGAGGAAGAGGUGGAAGAGGAUGAGCAGGAAAGUGGAGAGAUGGAGAGUGAGGAGUCAGCGGUCAUUAUCGCAUUGGACCCUGCAGCCCAGCCCACCAACCUGCAGCCUGUGCCUGACAACAUUCUGAGGCCUAAGAUGGGAGAAAGCUCGGGCAAGUUGAACCUUGACCUGCGUCUGUCCAGCUCUAACGCCUCCUCCAUGCCUGAGCUCCUGGAGCAGCUGUGGAAAGCCAGAGCAGAGAAGAAGAAGCUGAGGAGGACCAUUCGUGACUUUGAGGAGGAGUUCUACAAGCAGAAUGGAAGGAACGUACAGAAGGAGGACCGCGUGCCCAUGCUGGACGAGUACAAGGAGUACAAACGCAUCAAAGCCAAACUGCGCCUGCUCGAGGUCCUCAUCAGCAAGCAGGACUCUUCCAAGUCCAUCUAAAGUCCAGCAUGCAGCAUCAACAUCCAUGUCUAUAUUCCAUCACCUAGCAAGUGAACGCUCUCAAAGAAUCAACAGAAGGAUGUUCUCUCUGUCCCGAACGUUUUUGGUUUUGUUUCGUUUUGCCUGCGUGGUUUUGUUUGAUCAUAGUCAGGAGCCCUCAGCAUGAAGAGGGACGCACUCUGCGUUGGAACUGAUUCAUCAGAAGUGUGUGUGGACAACAAGAACAGAACUUCCAACCACAUCCACAGUCAGCGUCUUUCUCAGACUUGCGCCAUUUAUUCACGCAACAUCUCCGAAAUCCCGGGGACGUGAUACACUAAUAUUGUUUUUUCCGGACAGAAUUCUGUGCAAGAAUCAUACUCUGUGUAUCCACAAGAUGUGUGUGUUACAGUAGGUUUCAUCUAAGCGAAGUUACUGAUAUACUCUAAAUGUUACUGUGUUUUUUUCGUAGCUAAUCUCUAACAAGAGAAACGGAACUUGGUGCUCUUUUUUUUUUUUUUUUUUUUGUUUGUUUGUUUUAACAAACAUGACUUCUUCUCAGUGACGGAGCAGAUCAGACUGAUCAGAGAAUUUAACAAUGAACUGAAGAUUGAUACUGUGUAGUUGUUCCUUCUCGGGUUUUUUUUGGCUCCGUGUUUGUGUACUAUGGAACUAGAUGUAUAUUUAUUUCUAACGUUUCUUCACUCUUCCUCUUGGAUUCACGUACAAAUAAUGGAUCACAGACUCGACGAGGCAAAAAUAUCUAAAGCCGACGUUAAAAAGAUUAGUUCCUCACUCAUAGGGUCGUUCCGUGCUCACUCGCGUCUCACACUCGGGACGUUAUCGUUCAACCCGAGGUUAGUUAAUGAGCCUGGCCGGCGGAAGGUCACGCCACGAAGCAGUGGUGUGUGUCCUUUGGAGCAGUGCAGCGUUACUGAAAUCCUGAUUGGUCGAGUACAGUUGGAACCGAUCACCAGCUCAACACUGGCAUCAUUCUGUCUUGCAGAAUAUGUCAAGCUGUACAUGCUACGGAAAAAAGACUGUAGCGUGUCGUCAUGGACACGUGUGUAAUUUCCUGCGUUAUCGUGGACUCGUUGAAAAGAGAUGUUCCUCCUGGAGAACACUGUAGCUCAGUGCAGUAACCACUGCUGCACUGAAACCAUGACAAUUAUCAUAGAUCACACAUUUAUAAACGUCUAACUUGUAUUUUCUUCUCAUGCUUGAUCAAGCAGCACGAAAAGUAAAAAAAGAAAAAAAAAGGAACUGUU
This is a messenger RNA of Silurus meridionalis, 4890 nucleotides long. RefSeq names its product family with sequence similarity 13 member B (gene fam13b). The coding region runs from base 635 to 3643 and encodes 1002 amino acids. Gene Ontology annotation, biological process: signal transduction. The record is from RefSeq and is a predicted model, not a curated record. NCBI's taxonomy places the organism in Eukaryota, Metazoa, Chordata, Actinopteri, Siluriformes, Siluridae. The transcript is spliced from 27 exons.